AUGUCACCGUCCAGAUCUCCAGUGGAGAGCGGGAAGAGAGCCGAAAUCGCCAAGUGUCAGGGGGAGAUCGAAAGGCUGCGGGAAGAGCUUGCCAAGAGAUCCCUGUGGAUUCCUGACUCCCCAUGUCCCCCUGCCAGCAGGAGGCUCACCCCUCGCCGCGACGUUCCCUCAUAUCCCAAGUACACCCUCUCUCCAGAGACCAUCGAGGCACUGAAGAAGCCAACCUUCGACAUCUGGCAGUGGGCUCCCAACGAGAUACUGAGUUGUAUCGAAUACAUGUUCCAUAGUCUGGGCCUGGUCCACCAGUUUAACAUCAAUGCCAUCACUCUGAAGCGAUGGCUGCUGAGCGUCCAGGAGAACUACAGGCAGAAUCCGUUCCACAACUUCCGUGACUCCUUCUGCGUAACCCAGAUGAUGCAUGGCAUGAUCCAACUGUGUGAGCUGCAGGCCCGGCUGAAACCCAUAGAGAUCUUGAUCCUGAUGACCUCUGCUGUCUCCCACGACCUGGACCACCCCGGGCUCAACAACACAUACCAGGUCAAUGUUCAGACCAAUCUCGCAUGUCGCUACGGCAACCAAUCCUCCCUGGAACAGCACCACUGUGCCGUGGCCUUCCAAUUACUCUCAGAGCCUAACACUGACAUCUUCGCUGGCACAGAGACGAGAGUCUCGGAGGAGAUCCGGAAGGGGAUGACGGAGCUGAUCUUGGCCACAGACAUGGUGAGGCACGGGGACAUCAUGGAUGCGUUUGCACAAUGCCUCGAUGUGUUCGACUACCAGAACCAGGAACACGUCCGACUGCUGGAACAAGUACUGAUCAAAUGCUGUGACACCUCCAACGAGGCGCGUCCCACCCAGGUCUCUGAGUCCUGGCUCGACUGUUUGUUACCCGAGUACUUCAUGCAGGGAGACUGGGAGAAGUCUGAGGGUUUACCAGUGUCGCCCUUCAUGGACCGGGACUGGGUGUGGAAAUCUCACACACAGAGCGCAUUCUUCACUUCCACCCUCAUGCCCAUGUUCGAGUCCUUGACCAAGCUCUUCCCCCAGCUGGAGGAGGUGAUGCUGCAUCCCCUGAGGCUGGCGAGGGAUCAUUAUCAGCAGCUCAGAGAGGGGGAGAUGGCGAGACUGGAGGUGCCAUUGAAGCCCACCGUGGCAUCUGUCUCCAUCUGA
Messenger RNA from Mobula hypostoma (lesser devil ray), 1170 nucleotides. Its product is annotated as high affinity cGMP-specific 3',5'-cyclic phosphodiesterase 9A-like. NCBI's taxonomy places the organism in Eukaryota, Metazoa, Chordata, Chondrichthyes, Myliobatiformes, Myliobatidae. Gene Ontology annotation, biological process: signal transduction; cGMP catabolic process. The transcript has 12 exons. The coding region runs from base 1 to 1170 and encodes 389 amino acids. Gene Ontology annotation, molecular function: 3',5'-cyclic-GMP phosphodiesterase activity. The record is from RefSeq and is a predicted model, not a curated record.